UGAGUUUGAGUUGAAUAGAAUAGAAUAGAAUAGAGAGUGAGGGAGUGAUCCACGUGGUUGUGAGAAGUGUCCAACCCUUCUUAGCUUGUUGUGUAGAUGGCUGAAAUCAAAGGAGGCGCCGACGACGACAUGGCUGACGGUAUGCAAUGCACCGACCACCCUUACAGAACGAAUCCCGGCGGAAUCUGUGCCUUCUGCCUCCAAGACAAGCUCGGCAAGCUUCUCUCCUCUUCUUUCCCUCUCCCCAUCCGCCCUUCUUCCUCUUCCUCUACCUCCUCCCCUUCCGACAACAUUCCUCCUUCCACCUCCACCUCUACCUCCGCCUCUGCCUCCGCCGUACCUCCUCCCUCACUCUCUCUCUAUCCUACUUCCUCCGCUAACACUACUCAUUCUAGAAGGCCACGCCUUCCUUUUCUCUUGGUCAAGAAGAAGAAGAAGAAGCCCUCUCCCAGCUCCUCCGCUGCACCCUCUGACGCCGCCAUUCUCAAGCGCAGCAAGUCCACCGCCACACCGAGAAGACCACGCUCUCUCCUCGACCCUGACGACUUACUCAUCCACGAUUUCACUCCCAGGAAGAGGAAUCACGGCUUCUGGUCCUUUCUCUACCAUUCUUCCAAGUCCUCCAAGAGCUUCAGGGACACCAUCUCAGAAACUUCCAAGCCAAAGGAAAAUAGCAAGUGCUGCUCCGGUUCUUCUCUCAUGGCCAGAAGGACCGACAUUGUUGUUGUGGAAGAAGAUAACACUCCCAACAGUAGCCACUCCACCGCUUCCUUUGAGCGCAAGGUUUCCAGAUCCAGAUCUGUUGGCUGUGGUAGCAGGAGCUUCUCCGGCGACUUCUUCGAGAGAAUCUCCACCGGUUUUGGUGACUGCACUCUCCGCCGAGUGGAGUCUCACCGCGAAGGCAAGCACAAGCAGGGGUCGUCUUCUUCUUCCGCUGGCGGCGCCGGCGCUGCCAUGAACAACCACCACCACCAUUGCAUGAAGGAAAGAGUGAGGUGCGGAGGCCUAUUCAGCGGCUUCAUGAUGACGUCAUCUUCCUCUUCGUCGUCUUCUUCCUCUUACUGGGUCUCAUCCUCUGCUGACGAUAACAAUAACAAUGGGAAUAAUAAAGCGUCCUCUUCUUCUACUGCUGCUGUUGCAACAUCACUCUCACACUCCCAUGGCAGAGUCAGGAGUUGGGGUUGGGCGUUUGCGAGUCCUAUGAGAGCUUUCAGCGCCAAACCCUCUUCUUCCAAAGAGAAUCAGAAUCGGAGGGAUAUUAUUAGAGAUGCAAAUCACAAUGAUAAUCAUAAUAAGAAGAAUGCCACGCCAAACUUGUCUGCUAUACCUUCAUUGCUCACUGUCAGAAGCUGAUGAAGAAAGAAAUCCCAUGUUAAUUACUACUAUUCAUUUUGAUUUCCUUCAUUACUUAAUUAGCAAUCUGAUACUACUUUUCUCUUAUAAAUUUGGUGUUCAUGAAUAGUUGCAGCUGCUUGUAAUGGAGGCGUAGUACUCUGAUCUCUCCGGUGAGAAGAAUAUCUCUGUCAUCACAUCACGUGGUUCGUCUUAAUUUAUGUUAUUAUGACUGUUGUACUUCUCCUUGUUGGAUAAUUUUCUUACUUUAGUAAUUAGUAUGGCCAAGACAUGUAAUUUUUAAUUUUGAGGAGAAUUACUUUUCACAUGCAUACACAUGUUUUGGAAUCACCGUUGUAGAGGUUGUGUGGA
Messenger RNA from Arachis stenosperma, 1704 nucleotides. RefSeq lists its product as uncharacterized. The transcript has a single exon. The coding region runs from base 97 to 1353 and encodes 418 amino acids. Lineage: Eukaryota; Viridiplantae; Streptophyta; Magnoliopsida; Fabales; Fabaceae. The record is from RefSeq and is a predicted model, not a curated record.